This is a messenger RNA of Zalophus californianus (California sea lion), 3612 nucleotides long. RefSeq names its product SCY1 like pseudokinase 3 (gene SCYL3). NCBI's taxonomy places the organism in Eukaryota, Metazoa, Chordata, Mammalia, Carnivora, Otariidae. The record is from RefSeq and is a predicted model, not a curated record. The transcript is spliced from 16 exons. Gene Ontology annotation, biological process: protein phosphorylation. Gene Ontology annotation, molecular function: ATP binding; protein kinase activity. Bases 1071 to 3299 code for a protein of 742 amino acids.
ACUUUGAGUCAAGUCGUUUCAAAACUAUUAGGUAUAUUCGCUUUAUUCUCACAACAUCCUAUUAAGUAGAAACCAUUAACAUUACUAAUAAGUACAAUUAAUAUGACUAGUCCCAAUUUACUCUUCGCUGAAUUAUGCGUAACUUCAAACUUCCCGUCUCAAUGGCUUAAGCCGGAACAACUUCCACCUCCGCCAGCUUCGGCCGGUUUUCCGCACGACUUCGGCCCACGCAGCGCAACCAAUCGCGCCCGCUGGGGUGAGCGACGUCACUCUCCUAAAGGUCCAGGCCAAUUUCCAUACUUCUCUUCUGCGCCCCGCCCCUUUACUAUUUGUUAGAGGCGACAGCGGCCAUUUUAGGUUCGGGCGGAUAUCAAAUUAAAACUGCGCGUCUAAAGACCUAAAAAUUGAAAUCAAGACAAACUUGCAAGUUCAACUUAAACGCCAAGGAAGGAAACAGCUUCCCAGACAGACCAGGCCGCUGGGAGCAGGGAGUCAAGCCGCGACCGGCCCCCGCGCCCAGACGCAAGAUGGCUUCGGCCUGAGAGUCACCUAUGCGGCCGCUCUAUCUCGGUUCCGGGUUCGUUCACCUCAGUGGUGGCGUCGGAGGGCUGGAGGCUGGCGUUCUGUCCGGUUUCCGGACCCAUCUCUAUGGUGUCGGAGGGAGCAUACCCCCCGAAGAUUGUGGGUGUAGUGGUCACAGCCUCACGGGGUAGGCGAGGGUGGUUGGUGUCAACAGGGGGCGAAGAGGGGACCGGAGCCAAGACCCUCGGCCGCCUCCCCGCCGCCCUCCCGCAGUCUUUCCCUGCUUGUUACGGGGCGCCCUUCGGAUCUGGGCUUCGUGGGUGACCCCCGCCCGGCGCGUUGCUGGCUGCCGGACCUAGCGAAGAAAGCCGCGGAGCCGGGCCUCCCGGGCAGGUGUGGAAGGUGGCCCAGAAAUGUGAUGUGCUGCCCAAGUAAGCAAAAGGAUGGAGGAAGAUUGGUGAACCAGUUUUUAAAGAGAAGACCUUGAUGCCUAUUCAACUCUGCUUGGCUUUGUGGAGGAGCUACAGCACCGCCUCACUGCGUAAGGGAUGGGAUCAGAGAGCAGUGCUUUGAAGAGCUACGCGCUGAAGGAGCCACCUUUCACCUUACCCUCCGGACUUGCCGUGUACCCCGCUGUUCUGCAGGAUGGCAGAUGUGCUUCUGUCUUCGUGUAUAAGAGAGAAAAUGAAGACAAAGUUAACAAAGCUGCCAAGCAUUUGAAGACACUUCGUCACCCUUGCUUGCUAAGAUUUUUAUCUUGCACUGUGGAGGCAGCUGGGAUUCAUCUGGUCACUGAGCGCGUGCAGCCUUUGGAGGUGGCUUUAGAAACGCUGUCUUCUGCAGAGGUCUGUGCCGGGAUCUAUGACAUACUGCUGGCUCUCAUCUUCCUUCAUGACCGAGGACACCUAACACACAACAAUGUCUGCUUAUCAUCUGUGUUUGUGAGUGAAGAUGGGCACUGGAAGCUGGGAGGAAUGGAAACCGUCUGUAAAGUUCCUCAGGCCACGCCCGAGUUUCUGAGGAGUAUUCAGUCAGUCAGAGACCCAGCAUCCAUCCCUCCUGAAGAGAUGUCUCCAGAAUUCACAACCCUGCCUGAGUCACACGGACAUGCCCGGGACGCCUAUGCGUUUGGGACAUUGGUGGAAAGUUUGCUCACAAUCUUAAGUGAACAGGUUUCAGCGGAUGUUCUCUCCAGCUUUCAACAGACCUUGCACUCAACCUUGCUGAAUCCCAUUCCAAAAUGUCGGCCAGCGCUCUGCACCUUACUGUCCCAUGACUUCUUCAGGAAUGAUUUUCUAGAAGUUGUGAAUUUCUUGAAAAGUUUAACAUUGAAGAGUGAAGAGGAAAAAACUGAAUUUUUCAAAUUCCUGCUGGACAGAGUCAGCUGCUUGUCAGAGGAGUUAAUAGCCUCACGGUUGGUGCCUCUUCUGCUUAAUCAGUUGGUGUUUGCAGAGCCGGUAGCGGUUAAGAGUUUUCUUCCUCAUCUGCUUGGCCCCAAAAAAGACAGCGCGCGGGGAGACACCCCUUGCCUGCUGUCGCCGGCCCUGUUCCAGUCGCGGGUGAUCCCUGUGCUGCUUCAGCUGUUUGAGGUGCACGAGGAGCACGUGCGGAUGGUGCUGCUGUCUCACCUGGAGGCCUACGUGGAGCACUUCACUCAGGAGCAGCUGAAGAAAAUCAUCUUGCCACAGGUGUUACUGGGCUUGCGUGAUACCAGCGAUUCCAUUGUGGCAAUUACUCUUCACAGCCUAGCAGUGCUGGUGUCUUUGCUUGGACCAGAGGUGGUUGUGGGAGGAGAAAGAACCAAGAUCUUCAAACGCACUGCCCCAAGUUUUACGAAAACGGUCAACCUUUCCCCAGAAGAUUCUCCCCCGCAUGUCGUCUGUAGCCAGCAGAGUCAGAUGGCGCCAAUCGUGGAGAACCCCUCCUCUGGCACAUUCCCUAAAUGUUUCUUUUCUGGCAGCAUGCCCGUCAGCAAGAAGCACAUACAGCAAGAUUGCUACAAUACUCUUUUACAGACAGGUCAUCAAUUUCCUCAGCCUAUUAAAUUUCCCAUGAAUGGGCUCUCAGAUGUGAAAAAUACCCCGGGAGAUAGUGAGAACUUCCCACCAAGUUCUAAAAAGUCUGAGGAGUGGCCUGACUGGAGUGAGCCUGAGGAGCCUGAAAACAAAGCUGUCAGCAUCCAGAUUUGUCCCACAGAAGCCUACCAUACCUCCACAUCCCCACUCACUAACGUGAACACGGAGGAGGUGGUGUGGGAUGACUUUGAACCCAGCAGCUUAGAUACUGAAAUAAGUGCAAGAGGUGGAGUCUCAGCUGUUAGCCGGGGUACCUCAGGGGAACAGGAGGCUAUUCCUACUUUGGUUUCACUCACUGAAGAGUCCAAACCUUUGAAAUUGAGUCUACCCCAAAAGACCAAUCUUGCACAAAGUGGGGAUGACCCAGACCAAACCAAGCCACCAAAAGUGUCAUCCCAAGAAAGGCGCCUUAAGGCUCCAUCAGAACUUGGUUUAGGAGAGGAGUUUACCAUUCAAGUAAAAAAGAAGCCGGUACAAGAUCCAGAGUUGGACUGGUUUGCUGAUAUGAUUCCAGAAAUUAAGCCUUCAGCUGCUAUUCUUAUUUUGCCUGAACUGAGGACAGAAAUGAUGGUUUCUGACAAGGAUGACAUCUCACCAGUGAUGCAGUUUUCCUCAAAAUUUGCUGCAGCAGAGAUGACUGAGGGAGAGUCUGAAGGCUGGGGAGACGAAGGGGAGCUGAACUGGGAAGAUAAUAACUGGUGACAACGGGUAUAACUCUAGGGAAAAGGAUUUCUUUAAAAAAAAAAAAAUCAAACUAAUACCUCAAAGUGGGCUCUGCAGACAAGAAAACCCAGAAGCAUCUGUUUUUCACAUCUGUGCCAACUGAAGCUCGAGCCCCCGAGUGCUGGCUGGUGCCCCGGCAGCGAAGAGCCCCAGCGCUGGUUUUGUGGAGGAGGAGCCCUUGUGCGUCUGACAGGCCAGUUUCUGUGAAGAGCAAGUAGCUAUGGAAAGGUUGAAUUUACUGCUUUUUUCCAGGACAAUUCCAGAAGAAAAUAAAUACAAAAAUUCAAGCUGA